Messenger RNA from Calliphora vicina (urban bluebottle blowfly), 1149 nucleotides. RefSeq lists its product as uncharacterized. Lineage: Eukaryota; Metazoa; Arthropoda; Insecta; Diptera; Calliphoridae. The transcript is spliced from 3 exons. The record is from RefSeq and is a predicted model, not a curated record. Bases 59 to 1132 code for a protein of 357 amino acids.
UUACAGUCUUGCCAUAAUUAGUUUGAUUUGAUUUUGUGAUUAUUUUGGUUAAAAUAUAAUGCAUAAAAAUCGUCUGUUACUGCCCACUAAAAAGCCAGAACAACAGCAAACAGAAAACGACCAUGAAAAUGUUACAAAAAUCCGAGCCUCACGUUAUGGACGCUUUGCUAAACCCUCCAGAUUUCUGCCCAAAACCGAAAUUGAAACCUUUCAAAUACGCAAAGCUCUUAAUGUUUAUAUGCGUGAGGAAUUGGAGCAAUUGGGUCGUAAGACAUAUUUUCAAAGGGUCUUCAUACUGGCCCUAAACAUUGAGCAGGAAAAGCUUGAGGAGUAUUGCCGCAAUAUGUAUUUUACAGUUUCCGAUUUGCAGCAAUCGGAUUUUCGUGAAUAUUUUCAACAUUAUUUCGAUGAAAUAUUUGCUGUAUGUGAGAGAAAGAAAAGUACAGCAGAUCAUUUGUCUGGAUUGUUUAUUGUCAUGGGCUGUAGUCAUACGUAUCUGAUGAUUGAGGGAGCUGAGGAUAUGCUAGCGAUAUUUUUCGAAGAAUUGGCCGGAGUUCAUGAUAGAAUUUGGGCCAGCUCGAGAGUGUUUUUGGUGGAGGAUAAAAUUGGUGAGACCUACUUCAAUUGCUUCUAUAGCCGUCGUUCAGCUGCCAUUAAUAUUAAUGAGAAAUUUCCUCCCUCAACUACCAACGAUCACAAGCUAAUGGCGGUUCAGCAUUUGAAAAUAAAGGAAAAAGUUAAGGCUAUAGUUGAAACUUUAUCAAAUCAAUUAAGAAAAGCCGCGCAAGAUUCAAUUGAAACCCCUAAGGAAACCCCAGCUGAUCUAUUUUUAUUACCUCCUGAUCCUUAUAACAAACUAUUGCCUGAAUUGCAGCGCAUUGAUUUGGUGUUGAGUGCAAAUAAAUUCUAUCACACAGUUAAAGAUUUUGCUCUAACCUACCGGGUUAUACCAACUCAUCAAGAUGAAGAGGCACUUUUUUGGCCCAUACAAAACAACUACACUCCACUGGAGAUAUUUGAGCGUUCAGCAUUUGAUGUCAAUCUAACAUUUGGCCAUUAUGGCAAAGACGAGCAAAAGAAGCAGGAAAAUAAUGGUUCUCAUGACAUGGAGGAAGAAUUACAAAAUAUUUAAUUAGUGUCGAUCGGAGG